UACGAGCUGGAGGGUGUACUGUGUGCGUUCCCGCAGCAACAGGGAAGAUGGCUGCACUCGCAUCUCUCACCCAGCUGUCAAGUGGGAACCCUGUGUACGAGAACCUUUAUAGACAGGUGGACCCAGGAAACACGGGGAGAGUAGGGCCCACGGAAGCUGCGUUGUUCCUGAAGAAAUCGGGUCUUCCUGAUGUCACGUUGGGAAAGAUCUGGGAUUUGGCAGACCCAGAUGGGAAAGGGUUCUUGGACAAACGGGGGUUCUAUGUAGCUCUGCGGUUGGUGGCCUGUGCACAGAGCGGACAAGACGUCAGCCUCUCGAGUUUGAACCUCACUAUCCCUCCCCCCCAAAUUUGUGAGUACAAUCCUCACUACACACAGGACACUAGCAGCCCAUCUCUCAGCACAUCAUCCGUCUCUAGUGAACCCCACUGGGCUGUGAGGCCUGAAGAAAAGGGCAAAUUCGACGGCAUAUUUGAAAGCCUUGCACCAGUCAGUGGACUCCUCUCUGGUGACAAAGUAAAACCAGUUCUAACCAACUCAAAACUACCUCUGGACGUGUUAGGAAAGGUUUGGGAUCUCAGUGACAUUGAUAAGGAUGGACAUCUGGAUCGAGAUGAAUUUGCGGUGGCCAUGCACCUGGUCUACCGGGCCUUGGAGAAGGAACCGGUCCCCUCUGUUCUCCCCUCCUCUCUCAUCCCUCCAAACAAGAGAAAGAAGUCAUUGGUGGGCUCCCUUCCUGGCAUGGUGCCCAUGUUGCCCGCCAGCCCCCCUUCCCCCAAGGACAGCCUGCGCUCCACGCCUUCCCACGGUAGCAUGAACUCCCUCAACAGCGCCGGGAGUCUCUCCCCCAAAUAUUCUCUAAAAUCUGCACAGCACUCAGUGAACUGGGUAGUCCCGGUGACAGACAGAGGGCGCUAUGAUGACAUCUUCCUGAAGACAGACUUGGAUGUAGAUGGCUUUGUCAGCGGCAUGGAAGUCAAGGACAUCUUCAUGCACUCAGGGCUUCCCCAGAAUUUACUGGCACACAUAUGGGCCCUGGCAGACACCAGGCAGAUGGGGAUGCUGACGCGGGAGCAGUUUGCUCUGGCCAUGCACUUCAUCCAGCAGAAAGUCAGCAAAGGCAUGGACCCUCCUCAGGCCCUGACCCCUGACAUGAUCCCCCCUUCAGAGAGGGGCACUCCCGUGCCAGACAGCUCCAGUUCUGUGGGGUCAGGGUCAGAGUUCACUGGAAUCAAGGAGCUGGACGACAUCAGUCAAGAGAUCGCUCAGCUGCAGAGGGAGAAGUAUACCUUGGAGCAGGACAUCAGAGAGACAGAGGAGGCCAUCAGACACAAGUCCUCGGAGGUGCAGGAGAUGCAGAACGACCUGGACAGAGAGACGUGCAGCUUGCAGGAGCUGGAGGCCCAGAAGCAGGAGGCCCAGGAGCGGCUGGAGGAGAUGGACCAGCAGAAGGCCAAGCUGGAGGACAUGCUCAACGACGUCCGGAUCAAGUGCAAUGAGGAGUCCCAAAUGAUUUCAUCCCUGCAGAAUCAGAUCCACUCCCAGGAGACUGACCUGCACAGCCAAGAAGAGGAGCUGAGUCGAGCCAAGGCAGACCUGAACCAGCUGCAGCUGGAGGAGAGCCAGCUGGAACAGAGCCUAACGGCUGGCAAGUUCCAACUGGAGACCAUCAUCAAGUCCCUCAAAGCCACCCAGGACGAGAUCAACCAGGCUCGCAGUAAGCUGUCUCAGAUCCAGGACAGCCAGCAGGAGAUGACUAAGAGCAUUGAGCAGUACAACAGCAACCUGAACGGGACCCACGGAGGCAGCAUGACCAACCUGGCUGACAUGAGCGAGGGAUUCCACGACCGCGAGAAUGGAGGUUUCGGAGCCAUGGAGGACCCAUUUAAGGUGAAGACAUCUGGGUUCUGUAGCGUCCCUCAGGAGAUGCACACAGACCCCUUCCACUCCGAAGACCCCUUCAAGACAGACCCGUUCAAAGGUGACCCCUUCCAAAACGACCCUUUUGCAAAGCAGCCAUCAGUCCCAGCGCCUGCAGAUCUCUCUCACCAUCCAGACCCCUUUGGGGGGGACCCAUUCAAAGAGACGGACCCCUUCAAAGCUACGUCGGAAGACUUCUUCAGGAAGACCACCGUCAAGGCAGACCCCUUCAGCACCCCCGACCCCUUCAGUAAAAGUGCCACGCUCCCCACCAAGACAAGUCACUUUACAACCAGUGCAGACCCUUUCGUAUCCAUUAGCCCAAAACCCAUCAGAGGCCCAGGACCAGAUCUCUUUGGCACGCUCGACCCCUUUGGAAGCAGUACUGCCUUUGGAAGCAGUAACAGCUCAUUUGGCAGUAACAGUGGGUUCGCAGACUUCAGCCAAAUGGCAAAGGUCAGAGACCCGAUGGAAGGAAGAGGAGGCUUUCCAGAAUACCAACAGUCUGGGUUCGUAGACGACCCCUUCAGUAGGAAGCAGGACGGCCCAGCUCUGCCGCCCAAGAAGAGCAUUCCACCCAGACCCAAACCACCCAGUGGUAAAAGCACCCCCGUCAACAUGCCUGGAGGAUCGGGCGACUCGACCAAGCCCUGCGACCCCUUCCAGCCGUUUGGCAGUGACGGCAUCGACCCCUUUCAGAGUAAAAAGGGGCUCGGAGACCCGUUUAGUGGCAAAGAUCCUUUUGCUCCAUCUGCCUCAAGUAAAGCCUCUAAAGACUGUUCCUUGGGUUUUGCAGACUUCAGUUCUUUUGGAAAUGAGGCCCAGCAACUGGAGUGGGCGAAGCGAGAGAGUGAGCGAGCGGAGCGGGAGCGGCUGAGGAGGCUCCGGCAGCAGGAGCAAGAGGACUUAGAGCUCGCCAUCGCUCUCAGCAAGGCCGAGAUGUCCCACGGGUGUGGAGGGGAACGGAUGAUGGCCCAUGGUUUGUGAAGGAGGUGAUGCGCUCUUUAAAUGCACUAUAGAGGCUGGCUUAACAUGUAAAGGUGAGCAGAAUAUGUGUCUGUCUGGUGAGGGAGCAUGGAUCCCCUCACUUGACCGACUAGAGCCCUGACAGAUGUGAAGAAGGGAAUAGCUAAAGGUUAUGGCGGGAUGCUUUUGAAGAUCGAGAUAUUAUUUUAGUAUUGGUUUAUUAUGUGAAUGUGGUGAGCCAUGGGAGGAGUGCUGGAGGCUUCCUUGACUGGUUACUGCAAGUGUUGUGUGAGAGAGAGAUCUGCUUGGACCAGAACAAAUUGUACAGAUAUAUUUUCUUUCUCGCCGAGUGUGAGAUAGUAGAUGCAUUGUUUUUUACAAUAUUUCAGUGCUUCUUCAGCGAACAUAGGGAGAAGGAAUGGAUACUUAGUUGUGCCUCUUCUGACAGUUUAAGUAAGUUCAAAAGGCUGUGAUUUACAUCAAACAACCACAAAAAAAGACUAGAUGAGGGAAAUUCUUUAAAUUUUUACUAUGUUUUAUUAUAGAGGGUUUAAUUGCAGAUUUGUACGAUUGUUAUUUAAUUUAAUUAUGUGGUAAGUGUUAUUUUAUUAUUUGAUGUAGUAUUUGUUAAAGGACUGAAACAAUAUUGUUAAUUACAAUUCUAGGUGUAAGAACUGCAAAAAUGGAUAAACCUGCAGAGAGGUCAAAGAAAGUAAGGAAUGGCCUGUGGUUUUCUUCGGGCUAACCAUCAAUGAUAUGCAAAUUCAUUAGGUCACGUAAGUUUCACAGCUAUAACGUGAAUAUUCAACGGUUUGCGUUACAGUGUGUCAUAGUUUGUUACAACUUUUAUUUUAUUUUACUAUUUUACUUUUACUUGAUUUUCUUGCUGAUGGUACUGCCUAGCACAUUAAACCUGUGGUUCUUACUUCACUUUCAAACUCAAAGGGCAAUUCCACCACUUUUCAAUCUCAUUUUCAUUAUCAACAGUGUUUACAUGUGUAAAAACGGCACUACAGAUGAAAUAAGUCACGAUGAACUUCGCAGGGUGGUGAAAGUGCACGCCACGGUGAUCUCGCGGGCCAAGAGCUCGCGGGCCAAGACCAGAGUGGGAAAAUGUGCUAUGGAACGCAACAGUUUUUGUGACAAAACUGAAGAGUUGAAAAUUGCGAUGGAAACACAUUCAACUUUAGAUUUUUAUUCAGUACACUUAAAACGAAAAAUGACAUUUUAUGUGACCACAACAAGUCCGUUUGGUGGAAACACACCCCUAGUGGGAAAAUGCGCAUAUUUUCUUUAUGCAGAUUUUUGAGUAUUCGCAUUAAAAUCGGUCGCUAAUUGGAUGGAAACCUAACUACAGAGAAGCUUUUUUUAGGACCUUUCUUCUUAUCUUUUUAACCACAGAUCAUAGAAACGCGUCCUUUUCACAUAUGUAGACAAUGGUGCUGGUCAUAAUGAAUAUGAGGUUGAAAAGUGGCAGAAUUGCCCUUUAAGCUUUGAAUUGAACUGAAUAGAGAUGAUGAUAAUAGUAGCUCAUAUGAAAAUGACAGUUGCACUCAUUUCCCCUUUGUUUUAUGUUCUCCUGUUGUAUUGAACUAUAUGUGUCCUACUGUACAUGUGUCCAUUACCUUUAAUAAGCUUCCAUGUAAUGCCAUUGUUGUCCCCUACUAUUGGAGUAGCCUGAGUGAAAAGACCUAUCCUGAGCCAUAUGUUGUGAAAAUGUAUUAUUAAAGCUACGUUGUCCUUUGGGUUGGGGAAGGACAUGAUUUAAGUUACAAUUCUGCGGUAUGGACCAUUAACACUGCCACUAGGUGGAAAUUGCAACCAUCUCUCCCUGAUAUUUAUUUGUUUAUGUUUACAUAUCAAACUUCUUUGCUGUAGUGGUUACAACAGUGUAAUAAUUUUCUAUGAGAAGAACCUGUUCUGGUACAGAUCUGACCUUUAAUCGGGCUGCUGUUUAUAGCUGAGGAAACCUGUGGUGUUUUAAUCGCAGGUCAGACGCCCGAAGCUUGGAAUGCCAACACUCCCGCCCUUACCCAGAAUGCUCUGUGUCAGAACCCCUGUAAUGUGUCCUCGGGUUAGGGGAAAUCCACAGUGAGUGUGCUUGGUUGGCCGUAGACCAGGCCACAGCUCUCUGUUCAUUGGUCACUUCAUGCCCCUUUUAUACCUUAAACAUCCAUCCAUCCUUUCUUACUCCAUUCUUUGAAGUUAUCAUUGAUCGGUGAAAGAAAGGGUUCCAUGAUGUAUCCCAACCACCCAUCUAAUCAUGUCAGAUUAAUAAUAAUAAUAAUAAUAUAUGCCAUUUAGCAGACGCUUUUAUCCAAAGCGACUUACAGUCAUGUGUGCAUACAUUCUACGUAUGGGUGGUCCCGGGGAUCGAACCCACUACCCUGGCGUUACAAGCGCCAUGCUCUACCAACUGAGCUACAGAAGGGAGGCAGGAUGGAAGGAUGCAUUUUGAGAGUAUUGAAACAGGGCCCAAGUGUUCUCUCAUCCACUACCUAGUGUUCUCUACGUACUUACCACUCAUGCUGUAUUUUGUCUUUGAUACCACCAUUGUGCAAUAGAUUUAAUUUCUUAUUUUCUCGUUGUUCGGGUGUUCGAGUUUGAUCAUGUGUAUAGGGAUACAUGCAGAGGCCUGUAUAUCUAUUGUACAAGUCAAACAGAUUGUAGAGGGCUUUUCUUUUGGUUUUCUGGUUUUCUGACAACUGAUCUGACUUCUAAAGCUUGGUGCAUUCCUUUUCCAUUUGGCCUGCCUUUGACUGUCCCUCUAUAGAUGAAAAUAAGAAAUAAUCCAGCUGUCUUUCUGCAUUGUAUAAGAUGUACACAAACUGUAUAUUAUGUCUGUUAUAUUUGUUUCAUGAGAAGUGGAAAAAUGUGUGUAACUUGAAACAGGAUAUAUGCAAAAAUACAGACGCUUGGAUUUAUUUGAAAUGCUAAUCCCCUGUACAUGGUCAUUGUUUACUAGAAUAAACAUUUCAGUUAAAUUGA
This is a messenger RNA of Oncorhynchus gorbuscha (pink salmon), 5873 nucleotides long. RefSeq names its product epidermal growth factor receptor substrate 15-like 1. Gene Ontology annotation, biological process: endosomal transport; endocytosis. Gene Ontology annotation, cellular component: clathrin coat of coated pit; cytoplasm; plasma membrane. Gene Ontology annotation, molecular function: cadherin binding; calcium ion binding. Lineage: Eukaryota; Metazoa; Chordata; Actinopteri; Salmoniformes; Salmonidae. The record is from RefSeq and is a predicted model, not a curated record.